This is a messenger RNA of Drosophila novamexicana, 6357 nucleotides long. RefSeq names its product GTPase-activating protein CdGAPr (gene CdGAPr). The transcript has 7 exons. The record is from RefSeq and is a predicted model, not a curated record. Gene Ontology annotation, biological process: small GTPase-mediated signal transduction. Gene Ontology annotation, molecular function: protein binding; GTPase activator activity. The coding region runs from base 170 to 5803 and encodes 1877 amino acids. Lineage: Eukaryota; Metazoa; Arthropoda; Insecta; Diptera; Drosophilidae.
GUCGUUUGUGCGUGCGCCGCAAUUUUUGUUGUCGCGUUUCCAAUCAAAAACCCUGCAAAUUUUUGCUAGUGAAAACUUCUUGAAAUGUUGUAAUAUAAUUACAAUUACAUGCAAGUGCUUCAAUGUGCAAUUAAGAUGACUAAAUACGUGUAAUCCGUGAGCAUAUACCAUGUCCGAGAAGGUGAGCAGCGCUCUGGCGGCACAACUGCAUGCGCAUGCGAUGGCAACAAGCUCCUCCACAGAGACUGCCACUUGCCAGCUGCAGCCAAUUAUUGGAUCCAAGGAUGCGCCGCUGCAAUUCGAGACGGAUGCUCCGGCGGCUGCAAUCGGUGCGCAGCUAAACUUUAAGAUUGUGCCAGUGGAGAGUUUGGGUGGCCUUAACUUAGGCCUUGGCAGCAGCUGCCAGGAGAUGUUUGCCUCGAUGAACACAUCACAAAUCUCAAAUGCAUCCACAGAGUCCAACUGCAGUCCGCCAGCUACGACAGCCGUGCCGCCACCCAAACCCAGCAGGCACAUGGCCGUGCAGCCUUUGAAUAGCAAAUCCUGUCGUUUUCCCAAGCUGGAGGAAUGCGCCCAUUUUCAUUAUGAGCGCGUACAGCUGGGCGCCCUGUCGGUGCAGCUGCUGGACGACAAGUCGGAGCAGAUGGGCAGCAGCAUUGCCUCCCAGUCGAUUGGCGGCGAGCUGGCGCACAGCUCGAUGCGUUCGGCUGCGUUCACGCCUGAGAGCUGCUGGUUCAUCAUACGCGUCUGCCCUCAACGCUGUGAACCGUUCCUGAUAAAGCGCAGCUACGAGAACAUGCAAAUGCUGGACGAGAUGCUGCAUCGUUGUGUCUACGACCGCAAGAUUAGCGGGUUGCGCAACAUGUGCGAACUGGAGGCGGAUGCGCAGCUGCAGAGCGAACAGGAUGUGGAAUAUGCGGUCGCCAAGUAUUUGGAACGCUUUUCCAAAAUAGCCUCCGAUUCGCUGACAUGCGGCACUAUACUCACCUGGCUGCAGUUGGACAAUAAAGGACGCCGCCUACCGCUGGCCGAUGGGGAGACACAGCGUACGAUCAAUACGCCAGCGGUGGGCGCGGCUUAUGGCGUGCGACGCUAUCAGGCGCAGGCGCCGGACGAGAUUAACAUUGAGGUGGGCGAUAUGAUCUCUGUUAUUGAUAUGCCCAGCCCGGCGGAAUCGAUCUGGUGGCGCGGAAAGAAGUCGCAUCUGCAGAAGUCCCUCUAUGAGGUUGGCUUCUUUCCUCAGUCUUGUGUGGCCACUAUUGGCGACAAGGUGCCACGGAAUUUUCCCAUGCCCGCACCGCUAGUGGGUCAUCUAGAUGCUUCGCCCACGAAGCCGGUGCUGCGCAAGCAUGGCAAACUGAUUGCAUUCUUUCGCUCCUUCAUAUUGUCGCGUCCGUCGCGGCGUCGCCUCAAGCAGAGCGGCAUCUACAGGGAGCGCGUCUUCUCUUGUGAUCUGUCGGAGCAUCUGCUGAACAGCGGCCAGGAUAUACCCAUGGUGCUGCGUUCCUGUGCCGAAUUCAUUGAGAACUAUGGCGUCAUCGAUGGCAUCUAUCGCCUCUCUGGCAUCACAUCGAACAUACAGCGAUUGCGUCGCGCCUUCGACGAGGAGCGUGUGCCAGAUUUGGGUAAUCCGGAGAUGAAGCAGGACAUUCAUGCGGUCAGCUCUCUGCUGAAAAUGUACUUCCGUGAGCUGCCCAAUCCGCUCUGCACUUAUCAACUGUACGACAACUUUGUAGAGGCUAUCCAGGUGAAGGCUGACGAGGCCGACGAACGUUUGCGUCUCAUGAAGGAGACGGUUUUGAAGCUGCCGCCGCCACACUAUCGCACCCUGAAGUACUUGUCGGAACACUUGAACAAGGUAUCGCAGCAUCACGAACGCACUGGGAUGACGGACAAGAAUCUGGCGAUUGUUUGGGCGCCCAAUUUGCUGCGAUCGCCGGCACUGGAAUCUGGCGGCGUCGCUGCGCUGCGUGGCGUGGGCGUUCAGGCUGUGGUCACCGAGUACCUUAUACGCAACUGUCACAACAUUUUCGAUGCGCUCGAGGAUCAUAAUGCGCGCCUGAGCAUAGUGGGCAGCACAGCGGCGGCGUCUGCUGCCGCCGCAGCUGCUGCAGCAGGCGAGCUGCGUCUAGAGUCGCUCACCGACUGCGAGAGCCUGCUGGUGGAGCAGCGCGAACAGGAUCAAUCGCUGGGUCUUGUCGAGCGACCAAAGAGCCUAAGCACCGGGGGUGCCAAGCUGAUUAGCCUCGAGGAGGCGCAAGAGCGGCACUCGCGCAUCGAGUGCAGCGGUGAUCUAAAACAAUCGCUGCCCAUCAACAUGAUGAGCAACAGUACGGCAGGCGGUGCCGGCGGCAAUGCUGCCUCCAACAUUGGCUCCUACAUUGAGGUGGGCGGCGGUCCCUCUAGCCUGCCAGAUAAGUAUCAUACAGUUCUGUCUGUGCCGCGCAGCUGGCAGAAACGCAAGCCGGAUAAGACGCCCUCGUGGAAGUCCAUAUUUACGCGCAGUCAGCGCCAAGGCAAUGAGCCCGGUCACAAGCUAAUCCUUGAAGGCGCCAGCAGCAAGGAGUCGAGCGGCUCAUCGCGCGUCAGCUUCGUGCAGGCCUCCCACGUGCAUGCCACCAAGGAGCUGUCCAAGCACGACAAACCAAAGUCCAUUGAGUUGCUAGAAACUACUCGUGAUGCACGCGACUCGGCGCUGGGUAGCAAGCCCAUGGAGCUAUGCAUACGCUCCAAUUCGAUCGAUAGUCUGCGCACGGUCGGCCAUUCGCGCAGCGUCUCGCACGAUUCGUACUUCGAUCUGCUACAGUCGCCGCAGCGCGGCCACAUGACCACCUGCCCCUCCCGGGAACUAUCCGAGCUGGGACUUAACUUUGAUCGCGAAGAGCCCGAAAUGCGCAUCUUCUCUGAGAGCGAAUCGCUUGUGAGUUCGCCGCGUGUGGGCAAGGAGAAUGUGCCACCAGCCUCAGGCUGUGCUACGCGUCGCAUUAUGCGCGCACGGCCGGAGGAGUUCUCCAGUCAGACGAACAGCGUCAAUCCAAGCCCCAAGAAGCAGCCUCGUCUCAACUUGCUCUCGCCCAGUGCGGCCCGCAUACUGCCGCAUCCCAAUCCACAACAGACCUGUGGCCAUGAGCCCGCUGGUGCUGAAAACUGCUGCAAGCGUUACAAGCUGGAAGAUCAGCUCUCGGACAUACAGUUCAUUGACUGCGGCACGCCGGAGCAUCCGUUGCCCGCGCAGCAACAAUUCGCCAGCGUUGAGGUGCAUCCGCCGCCAAAGCCAGCGCGUGCGCAGGCGCAGGCACAGCUGCCUUCGCCGACUGGCGCCACAGGUGCAGCACGCUAUAGCUAUCCAUCCGUGCAGCUGGGCGCUAAGCGUAAGGAGCAGCUGGCAGCCAAGGAGCGCUUCAGCUAUCAAGGCACCUUUACGCAGUCGGGCCUCAAACCGGAGCCCGCUGGUACAACGCGAUCCAUACACAAUGGAAACGCAACGUUGCGCGGCACAGAUCAGUCUACGGUGAAGCUGCCUGUGCCCACGCCCACAACGCCGGCGCAUAGUCCACGUUACUCGCUGCUGCUGUGCGACACGGAGAGCUCGGAGAAUAGCUCGGCAGUGAAUACGCCACAAUAUGAUAUGGAGCCGCUAAUGCUUAACUCUGCCAUGUCAGGCAUUUCAGGCGUCUCCUCCAAUGUGCAACAGCAGCCGCUGCUGCUGGGCGUAGACGCAGGCAGCAGUUAUCUGGGCAGUUCACAUGAGAGCCUGGGCCAGCAGUUCCACCAACAGCCGGAAGUGGAGCAACGCGAUAUGCAUGCCCUGAAGCGAGAACUGUCGCUGGAUUUGCAGCCGCUGCAGCCACGCCUGCCGCAGCCGGCGAACCGAGCCGCCACGCUGCCUAUCAAGGAGCAGCUGCAGGCCAGCUCGCCGAACAAUUCGAACUUUACGGACAACACUAGUCAAUCGGUGACACCCAGCGAGUUUGGCUAUCAGCAUCUGCAGCGCCAGCUGAGCAUGCACUCACUGUUGGCUACCGAGGAGAGUUCACCGCUCUACGAGGACUUUGAGCAGACGCCUAGCAAUGCGCUGACGCCGCCAAAGCUGCUGCCCGUUGUUAACAGUCCCAUCAAGUCGACCAUUAGCAUAACGUACAAGUCGCCGGAAAAGGAGAAGCCGCCAGCAAAGCCCGCGCCCUUGCUGGAGACGAAUUUCGACGAGCACAUUGUCUACGAGCAGGUGAAACUGUUUAGGAAUUCGGUAACCGAGGUGAAUCAGUUGCUGAAUGAGCGACACGGCCAGAACCUCAAGCAGAUUGAGGAGGAGGAUGUCAGUGCCAAUCGUGCGGCGCAAAUGACUCAGCAGCUGCUGCAACUUGAACAAGACCAGGACGAUGAAGAAGAAGAGGAGGAGGAUCAGCGAACGCAGGAUCAGCUGCUUUAUGAAAACAUUGAGCUGCGCAAGCCGAAAACAGUUUAUGAGAAUCUACGUGGCGAGGAAAUGAAACUCAAUACAUUAGGAAACGAACUAGAGCUCGAGUCGGAUUUGGAUUUGGAGUCAGUGGUGAAACAGCAGCCCAGCUGUGAUAGAAUCGAACUGGACAGCCUGGAUAGUUUGCCGAGCGUCGAACACAUCAACAUGGAACAACACGAACAACCCAGCAAAUCGCCAUCGUUCAGCGUCAAAGAGCUGGCCACCAAAUUUGAGAGUUCGCCUGUGGAGCAGUUGCCCAAUUUUGAUUUCACACAACGCGGUGGCUCCAUGAAAAAGCCAAAUGAGCUGAGUCUACCCAUCGCAGUUCCACCGAAGCCUGUGAUGCCUGUGCCUCUCAAAAAACUCAAUAAAGCGCAGAAAAUUACACGUUCGUUGGACGAGAACGCCUUUGUCCGCGAGUUUGGAGGCAAGCAGCUGCAGGACUUGACAGCCUGUAAGUUGCCAGAACUGCCGGAGCUGAACAAUCGCCGCAAGAGCUUUGAUUUCACGCGUCCCAAGACGCUGAAUCCGCCCAAGCGUUUGCCAGGCAUGAGCAUUACCGAGGAGAUAUGCCAGAAACGCGCCAAUGAACCGGAUGAGCCGAUCACCACGCCCACCACAGAGAAUCGCAUCUCGCUGAUACAGCAGAAUAAUGUGCCUGCCCGUGAGCUGCCCCAACCGAAUGCAGCAGCCGCCACAUUGAAUCUACCCGCUGGCGGACGCAAGAGCGUCUUGACUGGCGUCAUACUCGAUCGCGAGCGCAUCGAUAAGAUCAAAGAGGAGCGUCGCCAGCAGUUGACACAAAAGUACUAUGGGGACACAAUUAAGUCACGCUCCAAGACGGAGCUCAAUUCGGAUGACAAUAAUUUCCAGGCCCCCGAUUCGAUGCGCAUCAAGUCCAAGUCGCGCGGUGAUAUGCAUUCCCUGCAAAAGGACAUGGACAUGAAUCUCAAGCAGCUGGCACGCGCUGGUGCUGGCUCUGAGAGCACACUGCAUCACCCGGGCGACUUUGGCACACAACGUGUGCGCAGCAUCUCCGACGAGAAGAACCAGAACUGUGAUACCAGCAAUGGGGCCAGCAUGAAUCUAGCCGUGCACAGUGUCAAGACGACAGCCCAGAAAUAUGCGGCCAACAAUGCGCCAGUUAUCACAGCGAUUACGACUUCAACGAUGCCAGGAAAGUUUGAGCGGAGUAUCGGACGCGAUCGCCCGACAAGAAACUCUAUGCCCCAUCCAAUAACCACAGAAAGCAAUGCGAGCGUCAACAACAGAGAAAAGAUCUCACCACAAUUCUCAAUACGCGAUAUGACUGCAAUGUUCGAAUCUCGUUCACAAAAUCAAUAGGCUUAGGCAACAUCGAAUACAGAAUAUACAGAUUAUAUAGAUAACAGAAGACACAAAAAAGGAAGAGAAGUCGAGGUAUGAGAAGAAAAAGGAGCGGCCGCGUUAUAUAGCUUAUUUAGAUUGUAAAAUUCUAUAUGUUAAGAGCAUAUUUCGAGAGCACAUGCAAAUACGUGUCUAUUUCUAUAUAUAUACAUAUAUAUAUAUAUAUAGAUAUUGGAUUCUGGACCAUGCGGCACCAAAGACAUAAAACACAAACAAAAUCGCCGCUGGAUGAUAUAGAGCAGAGCAAAAUUCAAUUUUGUUUUCAAGAUGGAGCUCGAGGUAGAGUUUCGAGUGAAUAACUAACUAAAAAGACCCAGCGCCAAAUGCAAAUUGUUAUUGCAUUGGGCGAUCGUAGGUGUUAAGUUUAUAUUUAUAUAUUUGCAUAUAUAUACAUAUAUAUGGAUUCUCGUUUAUUUGUAUAAUUAUUGCAUUUCACUUGACUUGAUUUCGGUUUGUUUUAUGUGUGAUUUGUUUCAUAAAUGUUGAUUGAAAAAUUAAGAAGGCAAAAAAAA